CGACUCUUAGCCAUUAUAACAACGCACAGAUAGAAUCCUCUAAUAUCGGUGAGUGCUUGGAACGAAACUGCCCCAGCCCCUUUGCAAGCUGCUGAUCGAGAAACUUUUGCAGUUUUUAAUUCCUUGUUGUCGCCACCUUCUCUUCUUAAUUCAAUCAGCAAGGCUAAUGGAAGGACACAAAAUGAGUGAGGGAUCAUUCACGCAUUUGGUGUUACUUGCGGUGGUUGUAUUUGCACUGGUUUGUGAUGGACAAAUGGUGAAGGCAAUCUCCACAAACAGUAGUGCCCGACUCUUGCAGCACUACAUUGAUGGUGCUGUAUAUCUCCCCCUCGAAGGAAGCUUUGACGUUGGGCUGUAUUACACAAAAAUUUAUUUGGGAUCUCCUCCCAAAGAAUUUUUAGUCCAGAUUGACACCGGAAGCGACGGUCUAUGGGUGAACUGUAUCUUUUGCAAGGAUUGCGAGCACCAAUCCAUGCUAGAGGUUCAUCCCUCGUUCUUUGACCCAUCCACUUCUCCGACGUCGGGAUUCAUUCCGUGCUCUGACGACCAAAUAUGCACAGGAGUUGGUAUUGGAUGUUCUGCCCAAAACCACUGCACUUACACUCAUCAGUACAAGGACGGUUCUUGGGCCCUAGUGGAUUAUCUGACUGAUUUGAUCCACUUAGGAAAAAAUGUUGGAACCUCCACUAUCAACACUUCUACUCCAAUUACUUUUGGAUGUGCAACUCAUCGGCAGAGCGCGGAAAGCCAUACUGCAAUACUUGAUGGAGUAUUGGGAUUGGGCAACAACCAAAUGUCCGCCGUUAACCAGUUGGCAGCAAAAGGAGUAAUACCCUCCAUAUUCUCUCACUGCUUCAAGAGAACUGGCGGCGGUUCAUUUGUUCUGGGACAGGUUGUGCAGCCCAAUAUUAUGUACACUCCAAUGGUGCCCGGUGCGAAUUACCGUGUGGAGCUCCAGAGUAUAUAUAUUAAUGAGCAACCAGUACCCAUUGAUCCCCAAUUAUUUGGUGCAAACAAUGGAGGAACUCUAAUAGACUCUGGAACCACUAUGGGUUACAUUGUGAUGGAGGCAUAUGAUCCCUUUGUUAAUGCUAUCAACCAAAUUGUGUCAAAUAAUGUGUAUAUCUAUAAUGGCGAGGGUAGGCAAUGCUAUGCCUCCUCAUCUAGUGUUUUUACCAUUUUUCCAUCCAUCCGUUUAAAUUUUGCUGGGGGUGCAUCAAUGAUUCUCCAGCCUAUAGACUACCUUGUACAUCAAGAUUCGGUGGAUGGAACGAGUCACUGGUGCUUGGGAUUUUUUAAAUCUGAAAAAAUGUCCGUCUUAGGAGAUCUUCUUCUCAAAGAUAAGAUCGUUGUUUACGAUUUAACUAACCAACGGAUUGGAUGGACCGAUUACGACUGUUCUCAACCCAUCGAUGUAUCAAUAAGGAAGCCCAGCAGCACUAAGAGGCACCACCCUUCACGACAUUUCCACUGGACCAUAAUACUGUUAUUCUCUGUACUAUCAAUUUUAUUCUUAUUGCUUUUACUACUAGCAGUACUAGCUUGCUUAAAUUAUGUACAACAACACAUGUUGGAGUAAAUAUCACCGUAUCACUUUUUCCUCUGUUAGCAUGAUUACUAAAUACUCCGUAAUUGUUAUUUCAAUUUGUAACAUACUUCGUAUUUACUACUCCUAGGAUUUAGCAGUCGGUUAUUCUUUGGGAAAAAUACUAAUUGGUUAUCACUUGAGUAUUCU
Cuscuta epithymum is the source of this 1735-nucleotide messenger RNA. NCBI's taxonomy places the organism in Eukaryota, Viridiplantae, Streptophyta, Magnoliopsida, Solanales, Convolvulaceae. The record is from the annotation of a GenBank genome assembly.